Messenger RNA from Acanthosepion pharaonis, 1434 nucleotides. The record is from the annotation of a GenBank genome assembly. NCBI's taxonomy places the organism in Eukaryota, Metazoa, Mollusca, Cephalopoda, Sepiida, Sepiidae.
AUGGAUCCGUUAUCUCUACCCUUUCUAUAUCCUUUCUUCUUCUUCUCUCACAUUUCUUCUCCUCUAGUGCACUCGCAAGUCUUCUUUAGACGUACUCUCGACUUUCUUCUCCAUCCGUCUUUCUUCUCUGCCCGGACUCUCUCUUUUCUUCUCUACACAUCCUCUCAAUCCUUUCUCCAACUGUUCUGUCGUCUUUCUUUGCAACGAGUCUUCUCGUUUUUCAUCGCUACCCGUCAUAUCGCUUUUUCUCCACCCGUCUGUCUUCUCUACACGUAUUCUUGCCUUCCUUCGCCACCCGCUGUCCACUUGUCUUUCUUCUCUAGACGACAUCUCGUCUUUCUUCUCCACCAGGACACUCGUAAAUCGUCUAUCCACAUAUACUCUCGUCUUUCUUCUUCACACAUCCUCUCAGCUGUCUUUUCUACACGUCCUCACGUGUUUCUUCUCUGCUCGGCCUCUGCCCGUUCUCUCGUCUUUCUUCUCCACCAGGGCACUCGUCAAUCUUCUCUCCACAUACUCUCGUCUUUCUUCUCGUGCCGUCCUUUCGUCUUUCUUCUUCACACCUCCUCUCAUCUGUCUUUUCUACAUGUCCUCACGUGUUUCUUCUCUGCCCGGCCUCUGCCCGUUCUCUCACCUUUCCUCUCGACCAGGGCACUCGUCAAUCUUCUCUCCACAUACUCUCGUCUUUCUUCUCGUGCCGUCCUCUCGUCUUUCUUCUUCACACCUCCUCUCAUCUGUCUUUUCUUCACGUCCUCACGUGUUUCUUAUCUAACCGGUCUCUGCCCGUUCUCUCACCUUUCUUCUCCACCAGGGCACUCUCGUCCUCUCCCCUUCCUUCUCCAUCCGUCCACUCGCCUUUCUUCUCAACCUGUCUCCUCCUCUACACGUCCUCUCACCUCUCUUCUCCGAUUCUUCUCGCUCUUUUCUUUUCUACCCGUCCUUUCGUCUUUCUUCCCCAUCCGUCUUUCAUCUCUGUCCGUAUUUUCGCCUUUCUUCUCUACCCUUCCUCUUCUCUACACGCCCUCUCAUCUCUCUCCUCCAACUGGUCUCUCGUUUUUCUCCACCCAUCAGUCUUCUCUAAUUAUAUUCUCGCCUUCCAUUUCCAUCUGUUCUCUCGUCUUCCUUCUCUACUCGUCCUGUCGUCUUUUUUCUCAACCCGUCUUUUUGUUUUUCUUUUCUAACCGUCAUAUCUUUUUUUCUUCCCCCAUCCGGCUGUCUUCCCUACCCUUAUUCUCUUCUUCUUCAUCCGUCCACACGUCUUUCUUUUCUACCCUUCCACUCGUCUUUCUUAUAACGUUCAAUUUUUCAUUUGAAUCAAUGAACACGUAUGACAUUCCAUCUUACAUUUUCUAUCAUCCACUGAAAUUCUUCAUGAAUUUGAUGUCGACGGCGAAAUCAGAGGCAAACCUCCAAACGAUGGCAACUUUGAAAUGA